AAAGACUGAUCUGAAGGUAAUCAUCAUAAGCUAUGGAGUGACGUGUUGGCACCAUACUGUUGCUGUCAUCAAAAAAUAAAGUUUAGAAUAUAAGAAAGUACAAUUGACGAUUGUGUAAGGGAAAAUUAAAAGUACUUGAUACAUGAACAAUGGAUGUCAUUCGGUCGGCAACAUAGGGUUUCCAUCAACAUAUUCAGACGAUUUCAUCUAUUGCCGAGAGAAUCGAAUGAAACAGAACAACCUAAUACGAUUUCUGAAUUUACCUGGAGCUGAGAUCACAGCUUCUGUUCUCAGCUACUGGAGCUACUGGAUGUUCUUCUGAGAGUUUGGCCGAUUCUCCUGAAAGGCAGAACCAGCUAUCGGUUUGGCUUUCUUGUGAUAAGGAGGUGAAUCUUAACUCACUAUCCUGGACAGCUUAUAUAAUGAGCAUCAAGCAGUGAAGUAAUUGAGAAGCCAUAAUAUUCUCUUCAGUUUUCAGAAUUGAUUUCGAUUGGGCAUUGUGAGAGAUGUAACAGUUUGUGGGAGAAGGUGAAUCGAGAAAAUUUGUUCGUCGACGGAGGCUAAUCGGCAAGUAGCAAGUCAAGAAUGUAUCUGAUGACAUGGCACAUUCUUAACUUAUGGGUGGCUGGAAUAUCCAUGCCUACGUGGACACUCUAAAAACUCUAGUUUAAGAACUUUUAGUAUAGUAUAGAUAUCCCAGGAUUGUCAAUAAAAUGAAAUUAAAAAUAAUAUGUUCUAGAGUUGACCAUAUAUAAUGACCUGGCUACAAGUUGAAUAAUUAUUUGAAUGUUUUUGUGGUCUUUAGCUAAAGUAUGAUAUUUUCACAUGCAAUAAAGUGUGGAAAAUGAUUGAAAUAGAUAAAGAUGUCUUGUAUUUCGAAGAGACGGAUGUGACAUCUUUUUUUACACAUUUCUUAUAGCUAAAUGACUAUGAAGGGGAAAAGUUAUAACUUGAUUUUGAUUUCAAAUUUUCAAUGGCAGAAUUUUCAACAAGACAAGAUUUGGGUCCAAACUUACAGUGAAGUAAAAAUAAGGGACAUUUAUAGAUGUAAGAGAUGUCAAAUACAGAGGACCCAUUAAUAUGUAAGUGUGGUAUUUAUAAGGUUUGCUUUUUGUCUGAUUUAGUGAAGUGAUCCCACAAUCACUACUUUUACUUAUUUGUUUUUGUUUGCUUGUCAAAGACUAUAACUUUUAGCAAAACUCUAUAUGUAAUAUACAAUAAUGCUUGUAAAAAAGUUGGGUAAUUGGCAUGUAUAACAAGGAAAAAACGUAUAAUGCAUUGACUAGCCAAUUUUCCUAACAUACAUAUACACGGCGUUAUAAUUAUAUAAUAAUACUAUAGUGCCCUUUUUUCCAACCGGUACAACCUGAACGCAAAAAAAAAAAUAAAAAUGUUAAUUAUUAUCUUUAAAAAGUAAUUUGUGGCUUUAAUCUCUUCACAUCUUUUCUUUUUGUUUCUCUCCGUAACUUUCAGAGAAGUUGAAUGGUCUCCAACACCGCUUUGAUUCACAUCGCCACCUCCAUUUGAUUUGCUCAGUUGGUUUACGGUCUAGUAUUUCAGGGUUUGAAGUUGGUUGUGAUUCUGAUUGUGAUUUUAGUACUAUAUUACGUUGGUUAGAUGAAAUAGAACAAUUAAUUAUAUACUAUUUUGUAUUUUGAUUUAUUUAAGUUAUUUUACAUUUGAGUUUGGGUUUAUGAAUUCGGGUUUAGGGUUUAGUAUUUAGGGCUUCGAGGUGGGUUUGUUCAUGAUCUAGUAUUUCAGGGUCGGAGGUUGGUUGUGAUUCUGAUUGUGGUUAUAGUACUAUACUAUGUUGGUGAAAUGAAAUAGAACAAUUAAAUUUAUACUAUUUUCGUAUUAUAAUUUAGUAAAGAUAUUUUACAUUUGGGUUUGGGUUUAUAAAUUCAGAUUUAGGGUUUAGUAUUUAUGGCUUUGAGGUGGAUUGGUUUAAGGUUUAGUAUUUCAGUGUUGGAGGUUGGUUGUGAUUCUGGUGGUUAUAGUACUAUACUAUGUUGGUGAGAUGAAAUAGAACAGUUAAAUUUAUUAUAUUUUCGUAUUUUAAUUUAUUAAAGAUAUUUUACAUUUGGUUUGGGUUUAUGAAUUCGGGUUUUGGGUUUAGUAUUUAUGGAUUUGAGGUGGGUUAGUUUAGGGUUUAGUAUUUCAGUGUUGAAGGUUGGUUAUGAUUCUGGUAGUUUUAGUACUAUACUACAUUGGCGUGAUGAAAUAGAAUAGUUAAUUAUAUACUAUUUUGUAUUUUAAUUUAUUAAAGGUAUUUUACAUUGGGUUUGGGUUUAUGAAUUUGGGUCUAGGGGUUAGUAUUUUUAUGGUUUCGAGGUGGGUUGGUUUAAGGUAUAGUAUUUCAGGAUUAGAGAUUGGCUGGGGUUGGAGGUUGGUUGUGAUUCUAAUUGUGUUUAUAGUACUUGACUAUGUUCGUGAAAUGAAAUAGAAUAUUUCCUUUUCCAUCGUGUGUUGAAUACAACUGUCAUAUAUGUUUCGUAUAAUUAAGUGUCCUUAAAGAAACCACGUCUCUUAUAUUUGGAAGUGAAACUGGCAACCUGUUACGUGAAGGGAUAGAACCGGGUUGAUUGAGACCAAAAAGUCUGACAUUAAAUUAUGUCAAAAUCAAUGUUAGUUCUUUAAUUUGUCUUUCAAAUAUGGCUAUCUCGCCAAUAAACCCAAAAAAGUUCUACAACUUUGUAAGUUGAAUCCAAUCAGUUAAUGUUUUACGUACAAAAGACCAUAACUUUGAGGAGUUCCCGCUGCGACGCUCUGGAGACCCUUAUCUGCCACAUGACUACUAUCAGGCUGCAUAUAUCAAGCUUGCCUGAAAGUUUUCUGUGGACUGGAAACCCCAAAUUCUCACCGACAUUGCUUAGGCUUUUAAAAAUGUUGGCAAUCUUGUAUUAAUCAACAUUCGUUUGAUUCAUAUGAGGAUACUGAAAAGAAUUGUCUAAAGCUAUAUUUUUCAAAUAUAAAGUAACGGUAGGCUAGAUUAAAACAAAACCGAAUCAAACCGUGUCUGAAUCCUCGGUUAAGCGAAUCCCAAUCAUCUGACGCAUUCAGCAAAAAGGCAAAACUCUUGAAUUAGAGCAAAAUAAUAUCCGGAAGUGUUCGGGAUUUUGAACCCGACGUGAAUCGAACACGCAACCUUCUGAUCUGGAGUCAGACGCGCUACCAUUGCGCCACGGAUCCGGAUGCAAAUAAAACUAACUUAAAUAUAUAUAUCCCAUUAAACUACAUUUAAUAAUUGGUUCUUUGUUUUCUCUUCUCAUCUCCGUGGUCCAAAUUUAUUCGAUAAGAAGCUCACGUUUCAAUUACUUCUGUUGGUUAAUAUAUGAAAUUUUAAAUUUUCACAUUUUUGAGUUAUUACUUAUUAAAGAUCAAGUUCGUUAGUCUAUAUAAUGCAACAUAUAACAAUUAGUUUGACAACAAUCCUAUCAUAACCAAAAGAAAGUUAUAUAACUAAAAAAUUAGCUAUCAAAUCCAAUCUCCAGAAACUAUCUAUAGUUCAUUUCGAACCACCAAAUAUACCACAAAAAAUCUAUUAAUUAAUUAGUAUGAGCUCUCUCUCUGUCUAGCUAUCACUUCUGUAGCUAUGAACAAGGGCGAUUCUAGAAACAAACGUUGUUGAGGGCAAAUUUUUUUUUAUAUAUUUAAAUUUUGGGUUGGGAACAUUUCUAUAGAUUUUAUAAUAAUUGUUGAAGAAAAUAAAAAUUAGAUGGGGCACGAGACACGGUACGUUGAUCUCUUGGUCCGCUCCUCGCUAUGAAUUGUAUGUGUUUGAGUUUAAUGUCAAAUUUUUGUAAAAACUAACCUUCAACUUAAAUAUCUCUUAUAUAUUAAAGCGCAAGUCGCCUGACAAAUCAUAUUCUGCCACGUAAAGUGUUUACAAAAUUUAAGAAAAAAGUAAUUAAAUAAAAUAAUGCCUAGGAGAAGACUUAAACCGUAUAACAAUUUUAACAAAUAAUCCAAAACCUUCGAUUCUUCUUCUUUGCGCAUGAUCUUUUUCUUUUUCUUUUCCUUACUGUAACAUCUCUCAGAUUCCAUAAACAAAUAUCAGAGAAGCUUUCAAUCGAUCAAAAGCAGAUUCUUCCUCUUUGCCCAUGCUCUUCUCUAUUUCAAAAUCGUAAUUCAUAACUGGAGUUGUGUUGAUGUCUCGAGUCAGUGUUUAGAUUACCAGUGAUGCUAUCUCCUUUCUUUGUACAGUUUCGUUGGCAUCGGCGGAGCCAGUUUAAGUUAGGAAGGUUCAAUAGUAGAUCUUAAUUGCUGGAGCUUUGACUAGAGCAAACAUAUUUUAGAUGAAAAGGAGAAAGGAAGAAAAGAAAGAUAAAACAAACACAAAUGCAGAAGAAGUUUAAACCAAAAAAAAAAAAAAUGCAGAAGAAGAGCUUUUGAUAAAAGGUAAACUGUUUUCCAUUAUUUCACUACGAAAAGAUCAUAUUUUUGAACUUUUUCCAAUUGUACUAAUAUGUUUUACAUUAAAAGGUAGAUUGAAAAAAAUCCUUCAACAUACUAUAGUGAGCAAUUUGAUAGUUUUUCUCUAUUGUUUAAUCUUUCAGAUAUUAAGAAAGAAAAUUGGUUUACCUACGGUUGUAUGGGCGAGAUUAACAUAAGCGUUAAGAUGGAAAACUCAGUAUUGUCAUGGGGAUGAUCGGAUCAUGGGAGACAAAAUUGACAGAGCCGCAGGAAGGAAGCAGUUUCUAGGGUUCAUGAUGAAGGAUUUUAGUGUUUGCUCGAUGAAGUUUGAUCUCCAAGGAAUCCAAAACGAAGCAGACUUCGUUAACCCAUCUAUAAAGCAAGUAAGUGUACUUGACCAAGUAAAGAUAUCUCAAAUCUUUCAGUGUGAAGGCUUACUUCUGUGCGUCACCAGAGACAAGUCAAGGCUCUUGGUAUGGAAUCCUUAUUUGGGGCAAACUAGGUGGAUUCAACCAAGAAACACUUUCCUAAGUGGAGACCAAUAUGCUCUUGGAUAUGACAAGAACCGUAAACACAAAAUCUUGAGGAUUUUAGGUGACUAUAAAAGCGGUUACAUGGUUCUUGGGUAUGAAAUCUUCGAUUUGAGCGCUAAUACAUGGAAGGUUUCUAAUGACAAUCAAGACUGGCGGAUAGAUCACUACCAACGUGGUGUGUCUUUGAAGGGACAUACUUAUUUUUUGGCAAAAGAGAAAAUAAGAAUAGGUGGAACAAACAAUAAUAUAGAUUGUAUACUCUCUUUUGAUUUUACAACAGAGAGAUUUCGUAAACUGCUGCCCCUGCCGUUUAAAUCUUAUUAUUCAGAUAAAUUGGUGUUAUCUUGUGUCAGAGAAGAGCAGCUCGCUGUAUUACAUUACAGCUGGGUGAUGGGUCAAGCAUUGGAGAUUUGGGUCACGAAAAAAAUUGAUCCUGGUGAGGUUUCGUGGAGCAAGUUCUUGAGAUUAACCUCUUGGUGUAUGGGUGAUAUUCUACCUGGGAGUUUCUUCAUUGAUGAAGAAAAGAAAGUUGUUGUUGUUGUCUAUGAAAUACGGAUCUUGACCGGUCGCAACCAAAGUGCCCACAUACUUGGACCAGAUGGAUACUUCAAAUCUGUGAAUAUUGGAGAGACUCGGUAUAUUGGGAGACGUAUCAAGCAUGGAUAUAUGAUCAGUGAAUUAUGUGGUCCACUUGUGUGCUCUUCUUAUGUUCCAAGCUCAGUGCAACUACAAACCAACCAACCGGUAAAAUCAGAAGAAGGUGAAAAUUAAUUAGUUCUAUGUACAAUACUUAAUUUGCAUCAAACAUGCAUCUUCGGAAAACUAUUAAUUUGUGUGUUUGCUAUAUAUCAUCUAAUAAAUAAUUCGGCUUUUGAACGUUUUAGCCUCUUUGUUCAUGUCACUUGGAUAUGUAAUCAAACUUGGCCAUUAACUUAAAUUAUACUAGUUGUUAGAUGUGAUCAGUGCAAGAGUUCAUGUGGAAGUAGGAGAUAUUCAUGAUCUGAUUUGGUCAAGACUGGUUUUCUUGACCUGGAUAGAAAUUAUAGUCUUCCUUUUUCGGGAACGUAACUCUUCAAAAUUAGUUAUUCAUGAUUUUUUUCUUUUACUUUUUUUCUUUUUAUUGGUGUGGUAAAUGAAAAAUUAGUUACAUCAAUUAUCAACUUUUUAUUUUGAAACAAAAGAUUUAUAGAUUGCGUAACUCUCUUUAAGCAAGAUUUUGUUGCCCUUAAUCAUUGUUGGGGGUUUGACAAAAAAAAAAAAAAUCAUUGUUGGAUAGAGACAUAGAGUUCUCUUGAUUGGGAGUAGCAAGUUUAAUAAGAAUCUAAUUCUAGUGUCGUUCGCUUUUCAAUAUGUGAAAUGCAGAUUGUAUUAUAAACUAUAAGCUCGUAGGCACUAUCUUUUCCCUCCGCGUAGUAUCGAGGAAUAUAACGAUCAUGCUAGAGCAGCAGCACGAUUUGAAGCAUUUGACUUUUUUUUCUUAUCUAGACCUACGUUAUUUCCUCAUAUAUCAGUUUGAAUGGUUUUCUUCACUUACAUAGUUUAUAGUCUUCAUCUUUCCACAGAACCCUUCAAAAAUUAGUCAUUCAUGAUGUUUUUCUCUCUUUAUUGAUGUGGUAAAGAAAGAUUAGUAGUUAUGUUAAUACUAUUAUCAAGAUUUUGUUGCCCUUAAUCUUUGUUCGAUAGAGUUCUCUUGAUUGGGAGUACCAAUGCAGAUCAGGUUACACUUUUUCAUUCGACCUCACUAUCUUAAAUUUCCAUAGUAUUUCCUAUUGGAUGUACAGCUAUAAGCUCUAGCCUACUUUCAAUGACAUAUGUUAAAAUUUAAGUGCUUUAAUUUUAUUUUAAUCAAUAUUUAAAAUUAAAUUAGCUUAGAAUCCUAUAAGAAAAUUUCCAGAUUCACAAUACAAGCCUUCUUCAUCUACGAAACAAGAAGCAAUAGCAACGCCGCCGUUAUAUAAAUUGGUGACACAUAAAAAGAUUGUACCUUAGUUUGCAACUUCUGACAAAAUUAUGUCUGAUCUUCCCGAAGAUAUGACAAAGGAGAUAUUCUCUAGGGUUCCAUUGACAUCCCUAAGCGCAGUGCCAUCCACUUGCAAAAAUUGGAACUCUAUCUCUAAAUCUCAGGUUUUAUGUUAAUCAGCAGCAAGAAGGAAGCAGUUGGGUUCCAGCUGGAGUGCCCGCCCCUGGGUUCGAGCCUUGGCCACUGCAGAAUUUACAUAUGGGCUGCAGCAUCCGAGACCGAAGACCGUUACACGGUGAGCCACAUGGUGACGCCCUGGCAGCGUCCUUGCUCACUUCGGUCUCUAGUCUGGACCACCUCGGUGGGGCCAGGAUACUCGGUUAGCAAAAAAAAAAAAAAAAAAAAAAGAAGGAA
Molecule: messenger RNA, 7320 nt
Organism: Brassica rapa (field mustard)
Lineage: Eukaryota; Viridiplantae; Streptophyta; Magnoliopsida; Brassicales; Brassicaceae
Product: F-box/kelch-repeat protein At3g13680
Source: RefSeq, a predicted model, not a curated record